Cololabis saira (Pacific saury) is the source of this 6533-nucleotide messenger RNA. Its product is annotated as rab GTPase-activating protein 1. The record is from RefSeq and is a predicted model, not a curated record. The coding region runs from base 200 to 3484 and encodes 1094 amino acids. The transcript is spliced from 27 exons. Lineage: Eukaryota; Metazoa; Chordata; Actinopteri; Beloniformes; Belonidae.
GGUUGGUUGGGCUUGUGUUUACAGCUCGGCUGGAUGCUGUGGGCUGCUGAUGUUCCUGGGAAAGUGCAAUGUCCUUCCAAGCGCAAGUGGAAUAAGAAAUAACAGUGGGAAUAAAGGUGAUUUUGCUCAUCAUCUCCCACCGCUUCCUCCUCCUGUCUUCCAUUCAUGAGCAGCAUAGCUGAAUUUUACAGCGGAAGCCAUGGAUGACAAGGGCUCGGUGGGGAAGAUUAGUGUGUCUUCAGACUCUGUGUCCACUCUCAACAGUGAGGACUUUGUCCUUGUGUCCCGGCUGGGGGAUGACACACCCUCCUCCACUAAUAAUGGUAGUGAUGAUGAAAAGACAGGACUGAAGGUGAUUUCUGAGGAAGGGGUCAGCUUUAAGAUUGUAGGAAAUGGUAGUGAGCAGCAGCUUCAGAGGGAGUUAGAGGAUGUUCUUAUGGAUCCAUCAGUGGCAGACGCUGGACUUGGAUCAGACACUGGGAUGGCCAGUCUCACUGGGGAUGACCACGGUGGCGACCAUGGCCUUCUGUCAAAUACGUCACCUGUACCACCAGGCUCUGACCCUCUGAGCGUCGCACCACCCAAGUUAGAGAUGGUGCUUCCUGUUCAAACAGCUCAGGAGAGUGAGCUGAAUGAGAGGUCUUACAGAGGUGAUGAAUCGUCUUCAGAAGGCAGCCCUGGCAGUCCAAUUCCAGAUGAGGACAGCGUUGUGUUCAGUCAGCUGACAUAUCUCGGGUGUGCUUCAGUCAAUGCCCCCCGGAGUGAGGUGGAGGCCCUUCGUAUGAUGAGUAUUUUGAGAGGGCAGUGCCAACUCCCCCUGGAUGUCACACUCUCUGUGCCAGGCGUGUCUGAAGGCACUGUCAGGUUGUUGGAUCCCCACAACAACACAGAGAUUGCCAACUACCCAAUCUAUAAGAUUCUGUUCUGUGUACGAGGCCAUGACGGUACACCAGAGAGUGACUGCUUUGCUUUCACUGAAAGCCACUACAAUGCUGAGAUCUUCAGGAUCCAUGUGUUUCGCUGCCAAAUCCAAGAGGCGGUGAGCAGGAUACUGUACAGCUUUGCCACAGCUUUUCGGCGGUCGGCCAAGAGGGCGUUCCUGUCAUCUCAGCAGGCUGCUCCACUCACCCCUGACAGUGACUUGUUUACCUUCACUGUCAGUUUGGAGAUCAGGGAGGACGAUGGCAAGGGUACCUUCAGUGCUGUAGCAAAAGACAAGGACAAACAGAGCUUCAAGCUGCGUGCAGGACUGGACAAGAAAAUUGUCAUUUACGUCCAGCAGACCUCCAAUAAGGAAUUGGCAAUUGAGAGGUGUUUUGGACUCCUACUCAGCCCAGGGAAAAAUGUGAAAAACAGUGACAUGCACCUGCUAGACCUGGAGUCAAUGGGAAAGAGCUCAGACGGAAAGUCUUACAUCAUCACAGGAAGUUGGAACCCCAACACGCCUCAGUUUCAGGCUGUGAAUGAGGAAACGCCCAAAGAUAAAUUCAUGUACAUGACGACAGCAGUGGACCUGGUGAUCACAGAAGUAGAGGAGCCGGUCCGUUUUCUGCUCGAGACGAGGGUCAGAGUGUGUUCUCCAAAUGACAGGCUGUUCUGGCCUUUUGGCAAACGCAGCUACACCGAGACCUUCUACCUGAAACUACGACAGAUGGAGAGGAAAGAACGCAAGAGUCCUUCUUCUGACACUCUUUAUGAGGUGGUAAGUUUGGAAAGUGAGACUGAGAGAGAAAAAAGGAAAACCACUGCAAGUCCCAACAUACUUCCCACCGGGCCUGGUACCAUGGCUCCUUCGCCACCUGAGGAUGAUGAAGAGGAAGAUAACGAUGAGCCCUUACUCAGUGGGUCGGGAGAUGUUUCAAAGGAAUGUGCAGAGAAGAUCCUGGAGACCUGGGGAGACUUAUUAUCCAAGUGGCACAUGAACCUGUCAGUGCGUCCCAGACAGCUACCAGCUUUGGUUCGGAGUGGCAUCCCUGAGGCGCUUCGUGGGGAGGUGUGGCAGCUCCUGGCUGGCUGCCACAACAAUGACCACCAGGUCGAAGAGUACCGCACUCUGAUUACGAAGGAGUCUCCUCAGGACAGUGCAAUCACCAGGGACAUUAACAGGACGUUCCCAGCUCAUGACUACUUCAAAGACACUGGAGGGGAUGGCCAAGACUCCCUCUACAAGAUCUGCAAGGCUUACUCUGUGUACGAUGAGGAAAUUGGCUACUGCCAGGGACAGUCCUUUUUGGCUGCAGUGCUGCUACUGCACAUGCCAGAGGAGCAAGCGUUCAGUGUUCUGGUGAAAAUAAUGUUUGAUUAUGGGCUCAGGGACCUGUUCAAACAAAACUUUGAAGAUCUACAUUGCAAGUUCUUCAUACUUGAGAGACUCAUGCAGGAAUAUAUUCCAGAUCUUUACAACCACUUCCUGAACGUGGGGCUAGAGGCUCACAUGUACGCCUCUCAGUGGUUCCUCACCCUCUUCACAGCCAAGUUCCCUCUUUACAUGGUCUUCCAUAUAAUCGACCUGCUACUGUGUGAGGGCAUUAGUGUGAUCUUUAACGUAGCCUUGGCACUUCUAAAGACAUCAAAAGAUGAUCUAAUCCAAACAGACUUCGAGGGUGCUCUCAAAUUCUUUCGUGUCCCGGUUCCAAAGAGAUACCGUUCCGAGGAAAACGCAAAGAAACUGAUGGAGCUGGCAUGUAGCAUGAAGAUCAGCCAGAAAAAGUUGAAGAAAUAUGAGAAGGAGUACCACACCAUCCGGGAGCAGCAGGAGCAAGAAGAGGCUCCUAUUGAGAGAUAUGAGCGGGAGAACCGUCGUUUGCAAGAGGCCAACAUGCGGCUGGAACAGGAGAACGACGACUUGGCACAUGAACUAGUUAGCAGCAAGAUAGCUCUACGCAAGGACCUGGACAAUGCCGAAGAGAAGGCAGACGCCCUGAAUAAAGAACUGUUGCUGACCAAACAAAAACUGGUGGAUUCAGAGGAUGAGAAGAGACGGCUGGAGGAAGAAUCUGCGCAGUUGAAGGAAAUGUGCCGACGAGAACUCGACAAGUCUGAAUCAGAGAUUAAGAAGAAUGGCACCAUUAUCGGGGAAUACAAACAGAUUUGCUCCCAGCUGAGCCAACGGCUAGAGCAGCAACAGACCGCCACCCGCGGAGAACUGGAGAAGAUCAGAUCCAAGGUUGAAGGCUGUGAAAAGUGCAGCAGUCUCUUUAACAAAGAGGGUCGCAUACGGGUUGCAGCGACCAAGGCGCCAGCCGGUGGACCCGACGAGACGGAUGAGGAGAAGGAGAGCUUAAAGAACCAGCUGAGGGAGAUGGAGCUCGAACUAGCCCAGACCAAACUGCAGCUGGUGGAGGCUGAGUGCAAAAUCCAGGACCUGGAGCAUCAUCUCGGUCUGGCUCUCAACGAGGUGCAGGCCGCCAAAAAGACCUGGUUCAACCGAACGCUCAGCUCCAUCAAAACCGUCACUGGGACCCAGGGCAAGGACACCGCUUAACAUAACCCCCCCCCUCAGUUUUAACCAGACAUGUCUGGCGCUCAGUGCAACUCAUCACACUCACACCUCCAGACCCCCCUAAUGUACCCACUGGGUCAUAACUUUAACUUGAACAUUAACCGUUACAUUUAAUGAUCUCUUCUUGUCCCUCUUUUCAUAAAAAAAGAAAAAACUGUCCUUGUCUUUGCCUUACCCCGUCUGGCCAGAUGUUUUCUCUUCAACACAAAUCCACCAAAUGACUUCAGGCAAGCAGAACAGAUGACGAGGGGAUCAAAACACCAGAAGUACAACGAAACCACUUCCGACUCAGAGACGAUGUGCUUACACGAAGAGAACUGUUCAGAAGAAGAAAAAAGGAGAAAUGCUUGAUUUAUUUUUUGUCUCUUUACUGCUGAUAUGAAAGACUUUCAGAGGGACAGGAAGGACAUCAGAACUGUAUUUAUCCUGACGGGAUAGAGAAUAAAACACUCCGUCCUUCCUCACCUCUUUGUUAGCCCCCUCCCCCCCUAAACUACUGGCACAAAACAAGUCCUUUUUUUUGGUUUAGGUACGAGAGCUUAGACGCCUUUUCAAAACUGAGCUUUUUCCAAUUUUUGUUGAAUAAUAUCUUUCUUUUUUCUAUGUGUUUUCACUGAUGUGCUUAUGUAAAGAGGAGGUGUUUGUGUGUGCGUGGAUGAGCAACUUUUUUUUUUGUGUUGAAUGUGAUCUGUAUUCGUUCAAGUUUGUGUGACUGAUUGGGGAACAAAAUAUAUGAAUGCAUGACAAAAUGUGCAAAGGGUGUUUGAGACUAAGAAGAGGAGAACUUGUGGACGUUUAAGGGAAAAAAGAAAAGCACUAAGGUUAUGAGUGUGUGCAUGCAAGACUGUCUCAUGCCCCCCAACAAAAUGUUCAAAUGUUUAUAUGAAUGUUGUUACAGAUGAGUUUGCUGACAAAGUCUGGAUUUGAAAGUUUAUGAAGAAGGUAGCAAUGGAUGUGAAUAUGGAGUCUAUGGAAGUGUAACAGCUGUAGCAUUAACAAACAGCAACGCAAAUUUCCGCAUAAGAAACGCACACUUGAGAUUUGUUUGGUUUAGAUCUUCCAGCACAAAGAAACUUAAAAAAAAGCCAUUUUAAACCUCAAGUGUGUUACAUGAUUAAUAUAUGUUGUAAGGAAACUGCACUUAAACGCGCCUCUGUCACCAGUGUCUCUGUGGCCGUUGAUGUUAACUGUCAUGGUCAAGUUUAAGCUACUACAAACACUGAACCAGUGAACGGUGUAAAGUAUUCAGACCCCUUUACAUUAUUCCCUCUUUGUUUCAUUGCAGCCAUUUGGUGAAAUCAAAAAAAAGUUUAUUUCUCAAUGUACACUCAGCACCCCAUCAUGACAGAAAAAAACAGAAAUGUAGACAUUUUUGCAAAUUUAUUAAAAAAGAAGAACUGAAAUAUCCAGUCGUCCUUUUUGAUUUUACCAAAUGGCUACAAUGAAACAAAGGGAUUUAAAGGGGUCUGAAUACUUUCAGUACCCACUGUAUGUUACGGUUAAAGCAUCUCUAUGUAGCAGCACCACUUCUGACCACUGGGGGGCAGCACAUUACAAGAAAGUUCACUUGUAUGACAACAAAACGAUAUCGCUAGACAUGCUGGGCAACACAGUACUGGCAGAGACUCUUUUGUCAGCACAGCAGAUCUAUUUGCCCCUAUGUAGUCAGUAGUGGUAUUCCUACAUAGGGUGCCUUUAAUGUGUAGAACAAAAAGUUGCCACUUUAUUAGUAACAUCAACUUCUUACCGUUGUCCUCCAUGUUCUAAAUUGUGCAACCUGCUUCAGGUUUUUAGGCACAUCUAAAAAAAAAUGUUAUUGGUGGAAGAUGAAAGAGGUUAGCUUUGCAGGGGAUUUUAAUGUAAAGAUAAAUAUAAUAUAGUUAGCAGAGAGGACGCAGGCAGAAAGUGGUGUUUUAGUUCAUGUUGUUCAUCAAAACUGGGUGAUGGAAAUCUGGAAACUGCUACAUGAUGCAACAGUAUAGUUUCUCUUGUUAGUUAAGGUUGAGUCAGACAAUGAAGCAUCAAAUAUCACUUGAAUGCCACAGUGUACGGUCAGUUUUGCUGUCCACUGUCCUCUAUAAUCAUUUGAAAAUGGCUUCUUUUUUUUUUUGUCCAGCUGCCUUCACUCGACCUUUUAAAUGCAACAGAAACUGUAAUAAAUCUGAAGGGGUUUGGUCAUCUCAGUCGAACCGGACCAGAGCAAAAACAAAAAAAAGUGUCAGAAACACUCAGUACUCUGACAAACUCAUUCCUCAAAGCAGAUGUCACUCAGUUCUGGGGAGAUUCAAAUGUCAGAGUGCUAAUGGAGUGUGUCCGCACACCUGUCAGCAAGCAAAGGUGCAGCUCUGAAGUAUGACGGGAGUCGUGCCUAAAGGGGCAGGACGGCAGAGAAAUGUCAGCAGAGACCAAAGUUCAGGUCAAGCAGUCAAGUGCUAUAAAUGAGUCUGCGGGGCCUGAGGGCCGUCCAGAAAGAGCUCGUGUGUGUGUUUUCAUACUUAGUUGACUCAUGUCACGGCCAACAGAUAAUAUUCCAGUUUCUACUCGUCCUUCGCUCUAAAAGACUAUAAAACAAAAAAAAAAGACAAAGCACCUUUUCUUUUGGCUAAAACUAACUGUCUCUGUAAAUGUCAUCGUAACUUGAAUCGUGGCGUCUGAUUGGCUGGAAUCUGCUUGUGACAUCACAGCAAGAGUCUCGUUCCUCUCAUGGCACUGGGUUGUAAAUAGCAAAACGUUAAAAAUAAAUAUUACAUUUUUUUUCUCGUGUAGGAUUUUCUACUCUAACUUCAACUAACGUUGCCUACCUGUGCCCACCCACCUGCUGCUGUGCUACAGAUUAAUCCACCACAAGAUUGUUUGUUGUUUUUUUUUGCUCCAAGCUUCUCAGUGGCACUGCUGUUUGGUUAAUUAAUGCCAAAACAUAGCUUUAUCAUCCAACCAGAAGAUCAUUAUCAAAGUGUGGACAUUGUAAUAGAGUAGACUGCAUUGUGUAUACUUCAUGAAUUUAAAUAUAAGAAAAAUAUCAACAUGAGAA